AUGAUUGUGGAUGACGAUGUUGGUGGUAUCACUGUUAUAGGAGGAGAUACUUCCACCGUGUGUACAGUCGCGGUGGAAUUUGAACCUGUUGAUGGCGAAAGGAAGCCAGAAGAUGUAGACGUAUUCAUUGGAAAACUCGAAAACUUAUGUCAAAAUUUGUCAAAAUUUGAAUUGAAUGUACACAAGAU
Molecule: messenger RNA, 188 nt
Organism: Acaulospora colombiana
Lineage: Eukaryota; Fungi; Glomeromycota; Glomeromycetes; Diversisporales; Acaulosporaceae
Source: the annotation of a GenBank genome assembly